Molecule: messenger RNA, 27934 nt
Organism: Porites evermanni
Lineage: Eukaryota; Metazoa; Cnidaria; Anthozoa; Scleractinia; Poritidae
Source: the annotation of a GenBank genome assembly
AGAAUUUGCAAAUGGCGGUUCGGGGAUGUCUUGUCUGGCGAUAAAUUUGGCGAUUUGAACCUCAAAAUGAUUGAAUUCCAAGCCAAUCUAAAUCUUGCAUAGCUGAAUAAUGGAAGCAAGGAGCAUGAAGCACUAGCCGAUGAUAACUAGAGCUAGUAGAGCCGGGAAAUUGCAAAGAAACCCCGAUGUUUCGUCAGACGCCAUGUUUAAUCUCACCGAGCAAUUUAAUAUGCAUUCCUGUCAGUAUUGGCCUCGAGACAUCUGCCACGGGUUAAAGUCGCGAUAAAUAUAGGACGGUAACAACUUUGUAGAAUGGACAAUUCGGAAAUACCUCCGCCCUCUACAGGAAUUUCGGAAGUUGCGCGUAAAGAUGGAGAUGAUUUGGAAAACAGCCAGAAACCAAUUAAGCCCGGAAGUAGUUCACGGUCCAGACGAAACCGCGGUAAGGCGGAAAACCACAAAGAAGGUAGAAAAGAGGUAGGAUUUGAGAAGCCUUUCAGUUUCUUAAAAAUAUAGGUAAGGUAACUGAAUUUACUGGACCGUGAUCAGAGAUUACGCGUAUUAAAGGGAAAAAAAAGAAAGAACAGAAUAAGCUUACACUUGCAUUGCGACUACGAACUGGGGCACUUGGAAAAAGAUUAUCCAAUCACAACAUUUUUCAAAAAAAAAAAGAUUCUCAGGGUUUUUUGCAAACAGAUCCAUACAAGUCAUGAAUUUUGAGGGCCAUUUCCUGAGAGGUCAGGUAAGUUCAAACGCUUUUAAAGUUUCAACGGUUGUACCUUGAAUUUUAUUGGUCCAUUUGCAAAAAAAAAGUUCAGAAUCUUUUGUUUUUCAAAAAACGUUUUGAUUAGAUAAUCGUAUUCCAAGUGCCCUGGUUCAAGUAGUUGCACUGUAAAUAGAUGCAAGACUGUCAAAGUAGAAUGCUGAACAAACAUUUUUAAUGAAUGACAGAUGUAAUGUCACUUAACACUGACCUCUUGAGCAGUUCUAGACUUGUGCUGCAUAUGUUUGUGCCCUUUUUUGGCUCAAAGCAUGACAAUGAGCUGUUAUUGCUUCGGCAGGGUCCCAUAGAGUGACCAACAUCAAUUUUCUCCCUACAAUUUCAUUUUAUUUUUUUCAUUUUUUGAGCUAUUUUGAAAAAAUAGCUCAUAUGUCAGUGGUGUGAGCGUAUGUAUCUUUGUGGCUUUGUAUCUUUGUGGCUUUGUAUGUUGGGAUGUUUGUUGCAAGAGCCAAUAAGGUUGAAGGUACUAUGAGUUGAUGCUUAGGAACCAAUGAGACCUUGGCAUCUAUUUAAACAUGGCAUUGGUAAAGGUCGAACAAGGGCACUUUGAGACCGCCAUCUUGAUCCUUCACAAUUUUUUCGUCUCUUAUCACGGGUACAGGUGUUUGGAAGCAUUACAUAAAAUAUCUUCAUGAUUCAAACGCUGUAAACAGUAAUGCAGCUGUUUAGGGUUCAUAUUUUAGUAUGGCUGGAUGCUGCUUCAAGACAUUUGUGACCGAUUCGGCUAUCGCGAACGGUACAACGUACGUAAUUAUGAGUUGUGUUUCACCCGCUUCAAGAUCGUAUAUUUUCACAGCUCUUCCAGUGAAGCAAUAAUUUUUAUUUAGAUAUGGACUUAAAUUUGAAAGUAUGCGGCCUAUAAAAUGUGGUUUUACAAUUUGGAAAGGCAGCUUAUUUUUCUUCAAGCUGUACCGAGUAUUGUUAAUUCUGUAAACAAGCUAAAAAAAUAUUAUUCUCUCGUUUACAAAGUUCAACAGACCUUUUUUUUUUCGUUCCGGCAAAACAAAAAAAUAAUAAUAAGUGAACAACAUGAUACAUCCUUCCUGCAUACUAAGCAUUAUAGUUAUUGAAACGUAUUUUAUUUAGCAAAUUUUGUGCAUGAGUUAUUUUUAUAAUUCUGUUUACCGUGUGAUAAGUCGAAUUCCCUCACGUACGAACAACCAAAGGGGGCAAAGUCCAACACUUUCACGUGCCAGUUGUGUGAUUGUACAUCUCAUGCAGAUUGGCCUUUCACAAUAAUAAUAGUAACUUCAACGUAUGAAGACCUGUUUCGUUUUGUAACCAAUGCCUUAAAAAAGGCUCUUGUCUUUUAAGAAGCAAUAGCUUUUAAAACAUAAAGAAAUAAGUUGUUGGAGUUAAGGACUGUUUCACUGAGUAGAAUCGCACGUGAAAACCGCGUGAAUUGUGAUGAUGCAACCAUCUACCACAAUUAUAAGAAUCCUGGUAUUUCUUAACUACUCGAAUUCGAUGAGUCACAUUUUGGCUUAAGAAACUCCGAGGAAACCUUAGAGUUUUCCUUCUAAUCAGCGUUUCGGUUUGGUGAGUAGAUAUUUAUUUUACUUUAAUAAUCUGUUUAACUCGCACCAAAUGUAACAGGGAAAGGCAGGGGAAAGUGAAUAUAUAGCAUGAGGAUCGACGCAUCUGAGCGUUUCGCGUUUUCAUUUAUAUACGGCAAUACCCAAUGUCGCACAAAAAUCCACUCUACAUUUAGGACGAAAAAGGUAGAUUCAUCACUCUUGGUAAGGUUACACUGAAGCAUUUAAGUUACAAUGAAGCAUUCAAAAUAGCUCAUGCACGUUUAACGUGCCUAUGUUUAUAGUUACACGCAAUCAAGAAAAAUGUUAUGAGAAAGAAAAUGAUCAGCAAAGGAGACGUGCUUUAAUCUUUUGACAAAUUCUUUAGAAUGACCAAAUCAAUUUUCUUCUAGUGAUAUCAAUACACAAUCAAGAGUAAACGUUAUGAGAACUAUUAAAAUGACCACAAAAGGGAAAAUACUUUGAUCUUUUACUAAAUUCUCUCAACCAAUUUUUCUAAGAAUGUAUGGAGAUCAGUCUUGAGAGUUUGUAUGUAAAUAUUGGGACUUCAAGGGUUAAAUUAUCCCUUUAGCUACUAUCUCAACUGGGUUUUUGUUUCAAAUGGUAAGAACCCCUCAGAUGUAUUAAAAGACUUGGAUUCUAAAGAAACUUAGCCUCCCAUGCAGGCAAUUUUAGGGGAGCUCGUUUUUCAUCCCUCCCCACAAACGCCCGCUCAACCAAAAACAAGAUUCCUUUCCCAUUGUUUGAUUUGCGUGGUAAGUGACCAAUCAACAGUUGUGCAAUAAAGUGUUGACAGGCUAAACACAACUAAAACAUGACCCGAGAGUUACCGUUUUCGUUAUUUUCUUUCCUUUGCUAAGGUUAUGCAGUGCAUGGAGUAUUCUAAAAUUUGACUAAAUCUUAUUUUUGCGGCUCAGAAUCUAACAUUUAUUAGAGGAAAGAAAGAUUUCCCAGUGUUUCAUGCAGAUCGAGUAAUUAUCAGAUUACCCUGCAGUCAAGGUCAACUUUCCAGAAUUUGGAAAGUACAAUGUGAUUGGCUAAGCUUGGAAAAGGAAUGUUGUACUCAGUUGAGCAGGCGUUUGUGGGGAGGGACGAAAGACGAGCUCCCCCAAAAACGCCUGUGUGGGAGGCUAAAAGAAACUGUGAUGUCAGAUAAUACUGGGGGAGUGAAAUACAAGCAUUUAGUUUUAUCAACUGAUUUGAUUUAGUAGAUUGGCUACUGUAGGGGGGGGGGGGGGGGGGGACAAAAGGUGGUUUUUUUUUUGCUGCCCCUUCCUGGGGGCAGAUACGUCCCCCACCCCCCCCCUGAGGAAAAAUUUCUCUUAUUAACCCGGUUUUAAAAAAAAAAUUUUUAACAACCACCCCCCCCCGGUCCCCCGGGCGGUUUGACAAAUUUUACACACUUUUUUUAGUUGGUUGUGGUGUAACGGGUAGACGUCAUCGCUAUUAGCGGAGGUGAGCCACCAGAGAAGAGGGGAGGGAAGAAAAAAAAAUAACAUGGAUAUAGAACUACGGGGAGGGGAAAAAAAAUCUGAUUUUGAAUAUACUUAUUUUUUUUGGUUGGGGUGGGGGGGGGGGGGGGGGGGGGGGGGGGGGGUUCAAUAAGGUGAUGUUUUGAUUGCUAGCCCUUCAUCAGGGCAGAUCAGCUUCCCAACUGCCCCAUGAUGACUAAUCUACUUCAUGAACUCAGUUUAUGAAACGAAAUGUUUGCAAGCAUCCCUCAUCCUGGUCUCCUGGACGAUUGGCAAAGUUAAUGCAUCAUGUUAUUGGAUGUAAAUGGUGUCAUAUGCUUUUCAUUAGUACAGGUUAUUGCUGCUGGGAAGGAGUCUCAAAAAACACUUUUUUAUGAUAAAUCAGUACGACGUAGAGUUCAUACUUGUGUGAAAUUUAUCAGCGUGCAAAGAAAUUAGUGUCCGAUAGCCCGGGGCUAGUGGAUUUUGCUAUCGGGCUAGUGAAUUCUGUAAUUAACUUGCCCGACAGGCAAGUGAAUUUUUUUUAGGAAUUCAAAUUACAGAAGAACUGUGAAAUCAAUCUACUCAUCAAAACGUUUUUUGGGCUAGUUGAAAUGAUAUUUGGACUAGUAAAUGUGAGCUUCAGCUUGCCCGAAUGACAAGCUGUAAAAAUGACUUUCUUUGCACCCUGUUCAUAAAGCUGUGUUAUUACUCCUACCAGGGGAGCUUGAAACAAUGUUGUAUUUAAUAUAUCUUUUUUCUAUGGUUUAGACUACUGGAAUAUCAAUAAAUGAGGAUCCAGCAUGUAGAGACCUGUAUCUACAGAUACUAAAGGACUUGGAGUCUCAGCACUUUAUUGUGCAAGCUGAUAUUAAUGUUAAGGUGUGUAGUAGACAGCUCGUAGAACAAUGCUUAUGAAAAGAAAAUAGGCUGCACUCCAGGUUGCAAUCAUUUUGGUUGCCAUGUCCUCUGACGUGGUGACUUAAAUUGUGUCGAGAGUUUGCAAUUAAUUAAGCCAUAUAUGUCCUUCAGUCAGCGUGCAAAGAAAGUAGUGUCUGAUAGCCCAGGGCUAGUCAAUUUUGCUAUCAGGCUAGUGAAUUUUGCUCUUAACUUGCCCGAUGGGCAAGUGAAGUUUUUUGUGGAAUUCAAAUUACAGAAGAACUGUGAAAUCAAUUCUGCUCAUUAAAAUGUUUUUUGGGCUAGUUGAAAUGGCGUUUGGGCUAGUAUAUUCUAGGUUCAGCUUGCCCGAAUGGCAAGCUCUAAAAAUGACUUUCCUUGCAUCCUGCUUCAGUAUAAACUGUGUCAAACUAUAGUGCUUUUGUUAGCUAAGUUUGCGUUCAAGGACUUUCUGAUGUUACAAUGAUGUCUUGAAACAUUUGCAAAAGAUUUUAUUCUGGUCUAGUUAUGGUCCAUUUUGUUUAUGAUAAAUUUACUCGUUCACCCUGUGGCUCUCUGUGAAGAACUAAGGUUUGAAUUAUCAUGUGUGCAGCCAAUUUUGAUAUUAAUAGUAACUGUUAGGCAGCCAUUUUGAUUACUGUGUUAUAUAUCACACAGUGUGGCAGCAGGCUUAAUCACCAUAAGGCCAUUUUGAAAAAUGCUGAGCUUGUAGCAAUCUGGAGUUGACAAAGGAGUGUGUUUAUCAGCAAAGUUAACUUUCUAUGAGAAUCUGUUGAUUGGGGAAGAAAGCAUGACUGUUAUUUCUGUUAACUGGUGUUGCUACUACAAUAAGUUAGAGACAAUAUAAGCCUUAGGGCUUUUGAUAAGAACAAAGAAACUGUCCAUAAUAACAAGAUGUUCCUAUGAAGUGAGUGUUUGUAAUGCUGGGUUUGACUCUAUUUAGGUGGAAUCCAUCAGGAAAUUGUGUAAUUAACCCUUUAUGUCCCAAUGGUGACCAACAUCAAUUUUCUCCUAACGAUAUCCAUACGCUGUCAAGAGAUACAGUUAUGAGAAUUGAUGAAAUGACCACCAAAGUGAAAAUGCAUUGCUUUAACGAAAUGCAUGGAGGUCAGUUUGGAGAAUUUGUAUGGAUAUAUUGGAGCUUAAAGGGUUAAAUUAAUUUUCAGUGGACAAAAACCUUGUACUAGAAUUUUGAAAACCAUAUCCCGUUCUUUUUUACAUUUUUCAAGGAGCUAUAAAUGUAAUAAGUUAUGUGAAAUAACUCCAAAGGAAAGGUUCUUAUGGGAGCCCAAGGAAGUCACAUUUCAAAUUUCACAGGAAUUGAGAAGACACAGGUAAAAUCAUCUUGCAUAAGAUUUCAUUUUGUGAAAUUUGAAGUUUGUUUUCUCUGGCUCCCAUAAGAACUGUCUUUGGAAGGAUUUCAUAUAACUUACUACAUUUUAUAGCCCUUGAAAAGAGUGAAAAAGAAUGCAGUAUGAUUGAAAUUAUUCUGGUACAAGGUUUUUGUUCACUGGAAACAAAAAUACUCAAUUUCCUUAUGGAUUCCGUCUUCAUCUCAUAUGUGGAUAAAAUAUUGAAUAUUACGAAGCAAAGAGCAGUUCUUCAGUUUUAUGGAAAUAUUGUUUCAGGGUUCACCGUUUUACUGUGAGCUUUGUGAAGUGAAACUUGGAAACAUAGAAGAGUGUCAAAAUCAUGCUACGAGGAAGUCACACAAGAAGCUGAAAAAGGUACCGACUUGUUACGCUGCAGAAGAGGUUUCUUAAUCAGAGACACAGGCAGCUCAAAAGAAAAAUUCUGACUUAAAUACUCGCAAACUUAUGACCUUCUGGUUACUAGUCCAGGAAUGCUUUACCACUGACCUAGUACACAAGAGACUUGUGGGAGCUUUGGUCACUAAAAUAGGUUGAUUUAUAGUUCCAUGUAUGAUUCAUUUUAAUCAUUUAAUUAGUAGUUAGAGAGACCUUGCACUGUAAUAACCAAUAAACCUUAUAAUUUUAAAGUGUUAUUCAUUGUUUAAGAGGAAAGGAAAAUUCCAAUAUUAUUCUUUUUUCACUAGUUGAUAGUUUUCCUUACUGGUCAAACAAAGUGAUAACCAAACCGUAACCAUAACUAAGUGCCGUUCCUCAAAUAAAUACCCCUCUCUUCUUCUUAACCCUUUAUGUCCCAAUAGUGUCCAAAAUCAAUUUUGUCCUAACGAUAACCAUAGAUUGUCAAGAGCAAAGUCUACAAGAAUUGAUGAAAUGAUCUUAAAGAGAAAAAUCUUUGAUCUUUUAUCAAAUUCUCUCAACUCAUUCUUUAAGGAAAUGUAUGGAGAUCAGUUUGGAGAAUUUGUAAGUUGAUAUCGGGUCUUAAAGGGUUAAGGCCAAAAUUGUAUUUUUAAGCACGUUUUGGGGAAAAACUGUACUUCAGUCAGUAGAUUUCUUAAAGGUGAUUUAGUUCUCUUUUCUUUAGUCAAAAGGAGAACAUUUGGCACUCUCGCGUGUUUCCCCGCCAUCAGAACCUCAAAUACUAGCUUUGAACAGACUUCUUGAAUCAGUGGUUUUGGAGCGUGGGUUGUGUCCUGUGAGUGAUUUACCAAGGCGGCAAGAAGUUGCAAAGGAUGUCAGUAAAACUGUUUGCUCCACUCAUCCAGGUAAGCCAAAUUCCUCUCCGAGGCCAUCUCAGGACAGGACUGUCAUUAAGUUUUGAAGCAGCCAUAGCAAAUAUAGAUUCACCCAUAACAUCUCACAAAAAUUUAUCGUGCCACCUUUAGCUUUGCACUUUGAUUACCUGUAACAUCAAGUGAUCUCAGCUGUAACAGGUGUUUUGGGUUACAGCCCUUAAUGACAGCUCUGAAUAUGGGGGGAGGGGGUACAUAUGUCUCUCGUCUGAAUUUCAAAAGCGGUCUUUCACAUAUUGAAGAGGAGGCCAUGUCGCUCUCGGUAUUUUACUAUUGUAUUUGUGAUUCUCCUCAUCACUGUCACAGUUUCGACCCAAUUUCAUGUCGUUUGUUGCCUUAUUCAUCUGUCUAGUUUUGUCACUGUUUCAAGGCCAUGUCGCAUUGUCGGAAUUCAACCCUAAUGGCCUCCUCCUUUUUCAAGUUGUAUUUGUUUAACCUUAACUCCAAAACAUUAAGACUUGGUGAUCUAGUUUUCCUCUUAUUGGACUUCAGAUCUAGAGCCUCAGGUGUGAGUCUAAAACUGUGUCAGAAAAUGAAAAUAUGAGGCAACUUUAAGGAAGAAUCUUACUUGAUUGAAUUUUGUAGAUACCCUUUCAAAUUAUCUUUCUUAGUCUCUAGCAGAUUUCUUAGAUAGCUAGUUGGGAGUGCACCAUAUGAAAAGUAAUUUUUUGAAUUUGCCUUCUUAGAAUGCUCAGUUUCUGUUUAUGGUUCAUCACUCACUGGAUUUGGUUUGAAAGAGAGUGACAUCAACCUUGAUCUUGUUAUUCCAGAUGAAGUGAGUACAACAAUGUAGAAGCAUUAAUUUACUUCAAUUAUUUCUUUGACCCCUUAGAGUGCCAUUACCCACACCAGCCUCUGGUAUCAGAGGGAGACUAACAGAGAAAUUCAAUACUGUAGAUAGUUUAAUUUAAACUGCAAGGUAUUUCUUAUUUAUCUUCAAACUUGUUGGGGUGGAUGCAUAUGCACAGUUUACGGGAAGUGAGUGUUAAUAACGACUUGGCCUUAAUUUUCAUUUGAAGGAAAACCAUUUAAUUUUGUACAGUGCAGUGCAAGCAUAAAUAGUUAUCUUAACCCUUUAAGCACUAAGAGUGAUCAGUGUCAAAUUUCUCCUUGUAAUAUCACUGCUUUAUAAAACAGAAAGGUCUUGAGAAUUAAGGACAUGAUCACACAAGAUGAAUCUAAUAUUGAUACUUCAACAAAUUCUCCCCACUACUUCCAUUGAAAACGUAUAGGGAUAACAAAUGAGAAUUUGAAUUUUGAUGUUAGGGUUUAAAGGUUAAUCAAAACCACAUUGUUUUGAUUGUUUUCAGGUCAUGAUACCGCCUGUUUUGUUGUCAAUUUUGGAGUUACUGCAAAAUGAUGGUAAGAUUAGUGAAAAAAAUUACCUUGCCCUUUGCUAUUGCUAGAGCAGAGCCCUUGGGAGCUUGUAAAAGAAGUUCUAUUUUAGUAAUAUCAUUGGGAAAAAAGAAAACCAUCGUAUGUGCGAAUUCUUUUGAAGUUUUUAAGUGUUUAAACUAGUCUUUCUCUUAAUCUCCAAAGAAGUUGACCUUUAAUCUUAUAUAUUACAACUGUAAUUUUUUUUUUCAGAACAUUAUUGUGAUGUGAAAAGUGAAUUUGAUGCCAAGGUGCCACGGAUUUUAUUCAAACAUGUCUCUAGGUUUGUAGACUUCUUUUAAUUUUAGUUAACGUGAUUAUCAUUUAUCGGUUAAAAAAAUAUUUUCUUGAAUUUGAAAAACUGAGUCAUUUUGAUACUUUUGCUCGAUAUAACUAGUGCCAUGUUGAUGUUUGCACUACAAAACUGUAUUUAUAAACAUGAUAAUUAAAUCAAAGGAUGUGGAGAUAAUUUUAUAGUAACUGAAAUGAUUUUCUGUAGUUCAUGGUGUUGUGGACAAGUGUGUUGACCAAAAGACACUCAACAAUACUCACUUCACAAAGCAAAACAAUAGCUAACCAACACCAAUAAACCUUUUCUCCUUUCACAGCGGACUUGAUUGUGAACUUAGCCCUGGAAAUGUAACAGUAAGUUUCUUUGUUAUUCAUUGCUUUUUUCAGCAUUGAACUAAAAAUAACUUUUGUUUGUAUUGACGUGAAUUUCAAUAUUAUGCUCUUUAUGUUCUGGGGACCAAAUUAGACAGUAUCAGUCCCCUUUUUCCCGAUGUGCUAAAUUCAGGGUUGUCACUAAGAUUUCAAGUUGCCUGGUAAAUACAACAAGUAGGCGGGGAAUCAAACAGCUAGGGAUUUCUUUUCGUUCUCACGGCUUAUUAGCAUGUUAUCGCUAGAGGUCUUACCAACUUCAUCAAACCCAAGAUGAAAUAAAGAGUCCUUCAUUCAUUCAUUCAUUUUGGUUAUAUUUUUCUUCUAUUUUCCUUUGAAAGUAGCUGGGGAAAGUCCCCGGCCCCCGGCUCUUUGACAAAGGGUUAGCAAUUGAAUUUCUGUACGUCUCUUUAACUGAAGUUUUAUUUUCCCUCUGCAGGCUUCCAACACGAGUCGUUUGUUAAAAAUGUACGCUGAUUUGGAUCCUCGUGUUAGGACUCUUGUAGUGGGACUGCGGCAUUGGGCGAGGGUAAGUCAGUGAAGAGUCUACUUACAAGUGAAAAGUAAAAAUAGAAUGAACAGUUUUAAUACUUUCUUGCAACAACCUCGGACAAAACCUGUUGCGACACGUUACAAAACUACCUGUUUUUCGGUCAUCUUGAUUAAAAUGCACAUUGUUGCCAACUGAAGUGCCGUUCUCCGGGGGCGACAUGGCUCUGGUUUCGGGCGAUAUAACUUUGGGCGAGAUGACUUUCUGGCGACUUGACCGGUUGCCGAUGGGGAAAAUCUAGAGGCGUACUUUGUUUUGUUUAGAGAAGAUGGCAACAUGACGCAAAAUAAAAUAGAUGAAACUGUCUCAACGGUUUUGUCCGAGGUCGUAGUUAAAUUUCAAAAGCUGUCAACAAAACGUAUAGGCUUUUAUCUUCUAAGGAACAUUAAGGAUCGCAUCUUAUCGCAACCGUAAACUUAAGGGUGAAAAGUGAUGAAUGUGAGACAUUGUAUGGGUAAGUGAGUACUGAUAGAGCAUGGUGCUGUUCUCAUUGUAGUUAUGUAGCAUUGAUUGUCAAUCAGAAGGGGGUCUACCCGGAUACUCUUUAGCUCUGAUGGUUAUUCACUUCUUACAAGAGGUUAAGCCACCAGUAUUGCCAAGAUGCAAUCCAACUGAGGUAAGAGUCAUGCAGUCAAAACUUUUCUUUCUAGCCAGCCUUGCAAUGGAACGCCUCUCUAUUACGGACAGUUCUCUUAUCUUUAAAAUAGAGACCUCUAUUAGAUUCUAAGACGAGGAAGACUAUGUGGAGGGGAUUUUCUCAAUACUAAGUAGUGCACGCACGUUAAUGGGCGUCAUUUUGGCUGGAAAACGUGAUAGCAGUCGUCAUUCUACUGCGGGUUUUUAAAACCCCCAGUAGAAUCACUAAUAGUGAGAAUGACUAUUCUUUGCCGUCACCGCAUGACUAGGCCGGAGAUAAAAUUUUCUCAUGCGGCGUUUCGUUGAGGACGUCGACACAGGACGACAAAUCUUCUAUCACUUUCAAAACUUGCAUGUGGUCCUUAAGAAUUCACCUACAGGAAAAUUCGUCUCGAUUUGUCAAGCAAACAAUUAAUUUUGUGUAUUAUGGGUAAUGUGUAAAUGGCUAAUUGCAAGUCCAGCGCUCUCACCGCUCGCGGGCCUCGCGGGCUCCAGUUAAACUCUGUAAGACACAAGAGUGACCAACUUCAAUUUUCUCUUAAAAAUAUCAAUACAUACUCAAGAGAAACGGUUAUGAGAAUUAAUAAAAUGAUCGCUAAAGAAACAAAUUUUCUUCGCUAGAGAGCUUUAGGUUCCGAAACGAGGACGACUGCGAGUACGAGACUUUCUCAUUAGGCUGAUUUAGUAACAGAACGGGAACGUCAUUUGACGACCGGAAAGCGCGCGGAAAGGACUAAACUCGACUUCCGGUGCCCAUUUUGCUGCUCUGCCAUUGGUCAAGCCAGUUGUUUGAUUUGCGCGCGCCGUCGUCAAAUGACGUUCCCGUUCUGUUGCUAAAUCAGCCCAAUACCAAGUAGUGCACGCGUGAACCAGCGUCAUUUUGGCGGGAAAAUGUGGUAGCCGUCGUCAUUCUACUACGAGUUUUAUCAAGAAUGUCGUAGUGGCGGGAGCAAGUUAUCAAAUGUAAGAAGUUCUAUCAUUUUGCUAUCGGGAGAGGGCAUGACCUCCUUCAGUAUAAACAACCGUUCUAACAUUUUUGGUGAAAAAAAGGUAAAAUGAAGCUUUCCGGGGUGUCUUUUUUAGAACACGCGAAAAAACUUAAUCUCGUACGCGUACUCAUUCUCGUCUUGAAAUCUAAAGCUCCCCACUUAUUCUACAAGAAAUGCAUGGAGGUCAGUCGGGAGAAUUUGUAUUUAGAUAUUGCUACUUAAAAAGUUAAGCGACGUUUUUGUUGCCUUUGCCGGUCGUGGUUAAUUGAGCUCCCUAAUGUGGAUUCAGGCACGAGGUCCUGUACCUUAAGUGUAGUUAUUAAGAGGAUUUUGAUUCACGGCAUUGAUUUGCAGAUGGUAGAUAAGCCGUGUUCAAAGGAAGACUUUUUAACUGAAAACGUAGAUGAGAUUGGAAGUUUGUGGUUUCAGCUGUUUAGGUAGGUGCAAAUACUUUUCAUAAAUACUGAAAUUUAGGAGAUUGAGUAUGGUGGUCUCUUUCGGAGUGACACAGGCAAAAAGGAAAAAUGUCCCGAGUCAUAACUUAGGAAAUAUAGGAACGUCCCGGAUAUCACGAAUAGCAACCGGAAAUUUGAUAUCUCGCUUAAUGGAACGCUUCUGUUUCACACAACGAAUCUGAAUGCCUUUGUCCUCUAGCCUCCCACGCAGGCGUUUUUAGGGAAGCUCGUUUUUCAUCCCUCCCCACAAUGAAAAACGAGCUCCCCUAAAAACGCCUGCGUGGGAGGCUAUUUGUCCUCCCGCUGUACGAAUUUGUCGAGUCAGAUCACUGAAAGAGAGAAAAUAUCAACUCCGGUUGCCUUUUUUGACGAUUCAUCGCUUUAGGUCCCUAUUUACGUCCCACCGAAGCCCACGUGGUUUCAACAGGGUCACUGGGACAGCGCUACAAAAGAUGUUUCCCUUUAGAAAGGAGGUUUUUGCCGACCAGCGGCCCGUUUCUCGAAAGUCCCGGAAACUUUUCGGGCCCGAAUGCAAAUUUUAAAAUCAAAACCUGUUGAAUAGUAGCUCAGUUCCGAGCCCACAAACCAGUUAGAAUUGCUUCGUGUAGUGAUAGCUUCAUUGUGUUAUUUUCACUGAAACUUUGAUCUUGAAUGCAAACACAACAAACACAAAACAGCUUUCCGGGCCGGAAAAGGUAUCGGGACUUUCGAGAAACAGGCUCCAGGUCAUCAUUUCAGUAGGACAAACUACAAAAGUUGUCGGGUAUACAUUAUGUUAACUAUUCAGAAUUUCUUUAGGUAUUAUAUUAAACGUUAGUUUCAGAGUCUUUGCGAACGCUAAAUUUCUUCUAGCGUCGAUCUGUCAUUGAUUACUUGCAGGUCACAUAACAUCUGAUAAUAAACUGUUAAGUGUUAAACGAAGCAUUAGGGCCAUUUAUACGAGGAAAAAUAAGACGCGUCUUAAAUAAGACGCGAACUGUACCAUUUAUACGAGCAUGUCUUAUCUAAUAAGACGCGUCUUAGCUAAGCCGCGUCUUAUUUUAGACGAAAUGUGCCGUUUAUACGGAAAGUUCGCGUCUUAUUUAAGACGCGUCUUACUUUUCCUCGUAUAAAUGGCCCUAUUAAGUUUUAAAUGUAACAACGGCGAUUUUAACGUUUUAGGUUUUACUGCCUGGACUUUGACAUUCCAAAUCUGGUGAUAAACAUCAGAGAACCAGAGCCUCUUACAAGAGAAGCAAAGAAUUGGGGGCGUCGCAGAAUCGCAGUAGAAGGUGAGACCGUGCCCACCUACCCCUCCCCUAAGCCAACAUUAACACUUAAUUCUCACUUAGGGCAAAAUGUUGGCUUAGGGGAGGGGUAGGUGGGCAGUUUCUCAGAACGUACAAUGAUCCCCGUAUGAUUAGGAUUUUUUACGGGGAUCAUUAAAUUAAAUAAUUUAAAUUUAAAUUUAAAUUAUAAUUAACUAAUUAAAAUAAUUAAAAUUAUAUUAGGCACUUAACUUGGAUGAGAGUAACCAGGAGUCAAUUCUAUAAACGUCAUUACAAGUCAAAGUGUAAUUUGCAAGUUUACCUAUUGUUUCAAACUCUAAAACAAUAGCUACAUUUGUACGGUACAGUUGUUAAAUUGUUGUUAUCGGCAGAAACGCCUUAAAUACGCCGAAUUGCACAAUGAAUCUCAACAACUUCAAGCCCUUCAACUUACCUGCGCUUCCCCCACAGAAUGCUAGUCUACAAUCGAAACUGCUGAACGGCAUUGUUUCUAUUUUAACUUUCCCUAAAUUACAUUUAGCGACAUUCAAGACGACCCUAGUCCACUUUAGGACUCUGACACGCAAUUUAGUCAAAUUCAGUCUUGGAUCUGGCCACAGAAUUGAGUUAAUUCUUAAAAUAACCUAUCAGAACAUAAUAACUAACUGUUAAAUCACGCGUUUGCAACGCUUUAGUGCUGAAACUUUCUUUUUAAUACCAUUCCACGUGAGUUUCGACUUAACAUUUUUUAUGUACAUUGUAACAAGGCUUUUACGGUUGUUUGUCAUUUUCUCAAUAGAUCCCUUUUCUACAAAGAGAAAUGUUGCUUCUUCCAUGAGCAGUGACAAAGGUUUGGCCUAUGGUUUUCUUUUCGGAAAAUAAGUUACGAUUUGUGUGAAGGUUAGGAGUGUAAUAAGUACAUGUAUAAUGUUGUAUCUUUAAUUUGUUGACUUAUUUUUCUAUUUUCAGCGUUCGAAUACUUUUUUGCUUGCUGGAAGAACAGUUAUUUUUAUUUUGGUUCGCUUCCAGGUUCCUCUCAAAAUAGUAAGUAAAAAUGAAUUUCAUUUUUUUAUUGAUACUCUUCAUGGAUUGUAUCCUCUUACGUUGGGGAGGGUUGUUGGCUACAUCUGAUUUCGUGCUGUAAUCGAAGAAGACAUGAAAGUGCACUGUUAAUGGUUUAAACUCUGUCUAUUUGUAUGUUCUCAUGGGAACUGUUACUUAAAAAAACUGCAGUAGAAAAAUAACAGGAAGCACCUAUUAUGGUAAGAACGACGUCUUCUGAUAAAUUAAAUUCUUGACAAUAGACGUAUGCUUCUGGUAAAACUCAAAGAAUGUUGUUAGGUUUUAAGGCUUUUGGUGGCUUUUCAAAAAAUAGGGACUGAGGUCCGUCACAUCUUUUGGUCGCGAGUGUUUGCCCGCGCUUUAUGCCGCUUGCUUUGUAGUAUUCUGUGAGUUCUGAUUGGCUCUUCGGAGUGACUGUGCUUGUUUUGAUUGGCUGCAAUGAUGUACUUGUACAUUCGCUGACGUCAUAGUUCUAGAUUUGUAAAAUGUUGCCCGCUACGAGACUUUUGGCGGGAACUGUUUCAUUGUAAGAUGUCAUAUGACCUCGAAGUAGCCAAUGACAGUGCGAGCUGUUGGGGAAAAAAAUUCCACCUAUGUAGGAGUAUGAACUCUUCUCUUUUUCUACAGACCCAGUUGCGGACUCUCCAAACACCAGUUCAAGCAAUUCCAAUAAGAAGAGUAACAAAAUGAAGCAGAAGACCGAUGCUUUGAUUGAAGAAGAGGCUAUUUUUGAGAUGGAUGACGUAGAUCAGGCAACAAACCAGCUGGAGUCAUUGGAGCUUCAAUCAAGUGAUAACAGUGUUAAGCCAAAAGGCUUUCAGUCUGAGAAACCGACUGAGGAAGAUUCCCCCAACGUAAAAAGCAAAACUGAUGACAGUGUUUCAGACGAGGAGGUUGAGAUCACUUUGAGUGAAUCUGACAACGGUGAAGCCAGUGAGUCAAAAAUCAAGAGUGCAGAGGGUAACGAAGGACAUGUUGAUUCAGAAAAGCGAGACUCUUUGAAUACAGAAUCAGGCAACAAAACAGCCGUUGUUGAUGUGCCGCCGGACAUUGAGUUCAGGUACUAAUACGUUUUACUGUACCUAUCCGUACUUUAUUUCCGUAGUUUUAAGAAAUGAAGGUACAAAAUUGUACAAAAGUGUCCGAGACAAAAGGGACCCAGAUAAAAAGUCCAUCACCAAGAACGAGCAAUUCGCACUUUCACCAGCAGUGGGUGGGGAAGAGGAGUGAAAGGCUAGUUUUGUUUAACCUCCCAACCCCCUCCAUCCCUCCUCAUAGUAAGUAAAGGAAUGAUCACAUAAAGCUUGCCUUGCUGAAAUGAUAACAAAUCCAAGAAUCAUUUCAACCGAGUAUUUCGUCUUGAUAAAACGCGGACUCCGAGCUUAUUUAGAGGCUUCAAAGAAUUUUCUCUAGAUAUAACACUGAUUAUAUCUCGAGAAAAGUUUUUGAAGCUUAUACAUGAUAUCGCAAUCCGCGUUUUAUGGAAUCGAAAUACUCGGUUGCGUUUCGUUUUUAAACUUGACGAAACACUCCUGGUGGUUUAUUAAACUGGACAAAAAUUCAGGGUUCGCUUGAACAUUAAAAGUCCUUGAAUUUCAAAUAAUAAUUCAAGGCCUUAAAGGUUCUCAAAAAUUACUGUUGGUCCUGGAAAGUCCUGGAAAUUGUUCUGUGGCUACCUUUAUCGAACCCAGAUUCCCAAGUGCCUAGUGUGAAACGAACAAAAACUGUUAUUACUGGAGUUACUUUGCAAUGUAUGCGGUCCUUGAAAAUGGGAAUAAUGUCCUUGACCGUUUUUUAAAAUUCUUGGUUCAAAAAUGGUUACGAACUCUGUAAAAUGUUAUUGUUGUUAUGAGAUUCUCACAAAAAUGUUCACCGUAUGUUCAGGUUCGAUGCUCAGGUUUUUAAGGGUAAGAGUCGCCCAGUGAGGACCUGUUGUUUCUGUAAAGAGGAUGGCCACAUCAAGACGCAGUGUCCUGAUCUGAGAAAACCUCCCCUGAGACCCCUGCCGCCUAUGACUCAACAGUUUGGUGAUGUGCUUGAAUUCGCUUGCAGGACAUGCAGAAGUAAGCAUUCAUUUUAGAGAGAUUUACUUACGGUCACACUUACGGCAAACGGCAGAUGCAAGUUAAAAAUUUCUCAAAAUAGCAAAUGACAAAAAACACUCCAACAUAAUUCUUAUGGAUGAAAAUAACGUAAAACAACCAAUGUUUGUGGUCGACAAGAGGAGCCCGCAAUCCUAAUUUCUAGGUUGUCAUUACGCAUGCGUUGCAUGUAUGUAGCCAGCAUUCGUUUGGACUUCACUAAGAAUGAAUGGAAUGCACAGAACGCAAUUGAUCACGCGCGUUUGGACCUUCUAUCACUCGUAAUCUGAUCACGCAUGUUUUGACCGUCUGUUACGUGAAACUUACGCAAAGCACAGCGUUGGAGCAUAAGCGUUUUGACCUUCGAUCGUUGUCGCCCGCACUCCGUAACCUUUGGUUAUUACUACUUUUAGGAGUAAAGAACAGUUAAAGACAUGUGAAGGAAAACUUGGUCUCGUAGUACAAAUUCACGUUUGCCGUUUGGCGUGAACGUGACACGCCCAUCCCGCGGAUGUGGUACCCCCUCCCCCACCCCAUCCUGGUCAUUUUUGUGUGGACGGGGGCAGAAAUGAUCCAGCUGGUCUUCACCCUUUCUUUGGAGUGGAGGGGGUGGGGGGGGCGGGGGGGGGGCGGGUGAGGGGAGUAUUUGGGUUUUAUCUUGAGACUAGACAUGGCAUCAUCCAUUUUCCCCAACAUUUUUGUCCAAGAUUGUAGACUAAGUUAUGGAACAAAUUGUUUUGAUUAUCACUUUCAUUACAAAAAUCUCCCCUAGUUAAGUCAAAGGGUCAAUGUAGUUACCACUUAGCACCACAUCGAAAUCACUAUUUUUUGUCUUUUGUCGAAGACCGGAUCGCUUAAUGACUAGCUUAUGUUUCUUUAGUUUACUUUUUCCUCUUAUGUUUUGUUUCAAUAGUUUUCAGUGGAAAAUAAUUAUUGCAACAGCACUCCGUUGUUACCGUUGUGUUUUCAACGCGUUUCCUUUGUUGCAGAUGAUUUCGAAUUCGACAGGUUGGAAGUCGGGUACAGAGAGAAGGUUUUGAGAAAUCUCGAGGAAUACAUCCACGAAAUCUUUCCAGGUAGGUCGUCAAGUAAAGGACGUGCUUUUUCGGUGAAACAUCUGUAUGAGUAAGGGGGAGGGGGAAAGGAGCGGUACGCUGACAAUAGGGACUUGAAGAUUCAACGACGCGACCGCAACAAGAACGUCUAAAAAACAGUAGGUUAAAUGUUUGCAAAACAACAACUUUGUUCGUGCAUCACGCUUUAUAGUACAUUUCUUUGCCGUUUUUUACACGACCACGACGUGAAAAUGUCUAUUUUCGUCUUUUUAUGGAGAACGGAAACAAGUAAUAACGAAAUUUUAUUUCGCUUUCUGAACUUGAAUAUGGUCCCUUAAGUCAAAUUCAAAUUCCGGAGGGUUCGCCUACAUUUGACGAAGUAAGUAAGUAGGAAUAAUCGCGAUAAAGACGGAAAGAACGCAAAUUCAUUUUUUAAACAACGUUCUCGUUGCUGUCGCAUCGUUGGAUCUUAAAGUCCCCAAUGGUUAAAGAACGCGGUGCCAGUUUUCCUCCCUCGCAGCCAGUGGCUGAAUAAUGGAGCUUGACGCGAUUCAGGUAGAACCUCCUUUUCAACUGUUCCUCGAUCAAGACGAAGACAAGAAGACUCUGCUCGCAGGUUGCCACGUCCUCUACUCUUUUGCGAACUAUAUCACGAGUUCUUUUAGGUCGCUUUGUAACAGAUAUAUAAGGAUGAAUAGGAAAGAGCUUUUUUGUUUAAAUAUAUAUUUUCCCGGUGAUAAAUUGACUUUUAAUUAUCAAUUCAGUUCAAUUAUUGUAUUUUAAAAAAGACACGCUCGGACAUCUCAAUUUAGUCAUAUCUCCUCGCGUGAACGUUGUAAAUCUUCGAUUUAAGUGAUAACUGUUGAUUCGAUAUUAGGUUUUACCUUGAAGUCGAACGCAGAAUUUAUUGGGAGAGGUUGUGCUCGAAAAACGACACAAUUUCUUACAUUAAAUGAAAAUUAAUGUUUUACCAUCUUCAUUUAGGUGCAAGACUUUUCUUGUUUGGCUCUUCGAAGAAUGGUUUUGGCUUUCGGAACAGCGACAUUGACAUCUGCAUGACCUUAGAUGAUAUGGCGAAAGAGGAGGUGAAUAACUCUGUCUACUGCUGUUUUGUUGUCGGUUGUUUGAUUUCUACUUAGCCUUACACUUAGCCUUAACAUUGCCUCGAUUUUGUCUUACAUGUACUCCUUGAAACCCCGUGAAAUUCGUCCUUGAAUUCUCGGUCCAUUAAAGGAGAAAAGUGCUGUAAAAAUCUUAAUACUCGAGUGAGUGUAAGAGAGGAUUUAUAAAUGAAACCCCUAAACUAAUUGAUCCCACUUGUUGUGCGUGAGUUUAGAAAGCCCUUUCAACAGAGGCUACUUACGAAUCAUGUUUGAAUCACAGAGAUUUUUUUUCAUUGCAGGUUGAUGCUGUCGAAGUAAUCAAAAAACUUGCCAAGCUCUUAAAGAAGCACAAAGACUGUGCCAACGUGUUGGCUAUAACUACCGCCAAAGUUCCCAUCGUGAAGUUUUACCUCCGUAGCUGCAAACGCGAAGCUGAUAUCAGUCUUUAUAAUACUCUUGCGCUGGAGAAUACUGCCAUGUUGGCAACGUAUGCCAAACUGGAUGAUCGAGUUGCUACUUUGGGUUACACUGUCAAGGUAUUUGCAAAGGUAAGGUUAUUGCUUUCGACGUAAGGAGAACGCAAUUCGUAAUCUUAAUAAUCCUGUUGUAGUUUGUCAUGCUGUGGUACUCAGGGGUGACCGUAAAAUUCCGAAAGUAAACACUGCCUCCGUGAAAGUAAGGUCAAUCGUUAGAAGUUGCCAGCAAAGUUUUGGACGAACGCCUAGCAGGCCGCUUGUGUAAGAGAAGGUCGCCAGUCGUUGUGUAAAGUUAUUGUAAGUCUUCUGUUAAGUCCCCCCCUCUCUUUUUCAGGAGAAGAAAGUUAUGAAGCCUUCCUCCCGCCUCCCCCCCCCUUACCACCACCACUACCACCUUUGACACUUCAUGUCAACUGAUCCGGUGUGGUUUAUUCAUGUAGAAGUUCGGAUUUGUUUUUGAUCUUCGGCUGCAUGAUCUCAAUGCCAAUAAAAAACGUCGUUGAAAAACAGUCUUCACACACUAUUGUACUUUUUCGCGAUUAUCCCAAGUCACCCAGUCACUUAAAAGGAGGGAAAUCAGGUUAGAGCUGAAGUGAGGUGACCGCGUCCGAGGUCAAACAGAGAUAGUUAAUUUUAUCGCCUUGCCGUUCCAUUUGUUGUUUUGCUUUUUAACCCUAUUGCUUUUUUGACAUUCCCGGUGCCUUCGCCGUCCUAGUUUCUUCGGAUCAUUUUACGUUUCUGGGAAACUGCCCACCUAUCCUUCCCCUAAGGCAACAUUUUGCCCUAAGAAAGAACUAAGUGUUAAUGUUGGUUUAGGGGAGGGGUAGGUGGGCAGUUUCACAGAAACGUAAAAUGAUCCGUUUCUUCAAGUCCCUAAUGAAGCUGAAUUACCUAACGUUUUGUCCGUCUAUUUUGUGUUUAGGUGUGUGAUAUUGGAGACGCGUCCAAGGGAAGCUUGUCAUCUUACGCUUACAUCCUCAUGUUGCUGCAUUAUCUACAGCAGUGCAACCCGCCUGUUAUUCCAGUCCUUCAGAACCUGUAUACAGAUAACAAAAAACCAGAGAAGAUCAUUGAUGGAUGGAACUGCUGGUUUUGUAAGGACCCGAAAAAGAUUGUAUGUGUACUUGCCCUUUGGCUUUUUCAUCUCUCAGGCUGUUCCAAAUUUGCUGUCCAAAUGCAAUAUUUACAGAGAACGUGGCGCCAAGAUAAAACUUACUUUAAAAUCCAACCGAAGCGUUUGUAUCUACAGUAUUGAAAUCCGCUACGAUUGCCUGGUCUCGCUAAAAGUUACCAUUAAUACCAUGAGCCAUUUUGGGGGUUGGCUAUGAGGCUGGUUCGGUGUUAUGUUGGAUUGCAGUAUGAGAUUGUUUUGUGGGCGGCAAUUGUGACGUAGUUUCCUGCGCAACCUCUUAACAGCCAAUAAAAGAAGCGAUAGCUUCCCUAAUACAGUCCCACAGUACAAUUCGACACAACGCCGACCCUGUCUCGCGCGAAACCUCAAAAUGGCAGACAUUAUUCGAACCCUCGAACCCAUGACCUCCCUAACACCGGCCGGCGGGCGCUCUAUCCACUUAGCUAGGGAGAGACUUGUGGAGAGCAAGGCCAUACACUAGGCUCAUAUUUGACCGACGCUCCCAAGUUUGUCUGUGUUGUUUUGAACAAAAUUUGCUCAAAACCCAUUAGUAAUGAGUUACUCACACGUUGGAAAAUGCGUUCUUGGCUUCUUGCUUUUCAAAGACCUUGUUUUGAAUCUUCGAAUUGCUUUCAUAAUGCUAGCGUAGUUUACUCUAGAACGUGGGAAAAUUUCGUUAUCCUGAUAAUGUGAACCACCGAAAAACAUUUGAAAUAAUGUAAAAAGGCCACACAAACAGGCUUGAUGAUAGACGGGAAGACACGAAUUACCACUUAACUGUGUAAUAACUUGGAGUGACACUUAAGGUGAUCUUAUCAUGCACUCUUGUUUCAUUCACAGCUCACAUUGUUGACCCUUCAUAUAUGCUCACACGAAGGGAAAUUGGAAUAUGUUUAUGUUAUGUGCUGUUGUUUUGUUUCUUAGAAAACCCUUUGGAAUCAGAAGCAAGCGAAUCCAUAUAGCGCAGGGAUGCUGUGGUAUGGCUUUUUGAGGUACUACACUGAAAAGUUUGACUUCGAACAUGACGUGGUUUGUUGCAGAAGAACAAAAAAGCUGACGAAAUUCGAAAAGAUGUGGACAAAACAUGUGUUUGCUAUUGAGGGUAAUUUCCUUCCACUGUUCUUUUUUUUUAACCAUUUGCUGUUUAAGAGUGCUAAGCCAGAAAUAAGAAAAGACAAUAUAUGAAUAAGCGAUUUGUCUCGCGCUGAUUGGUCGAGAGCUAUGGUUGAUAAGGGUACAGACCUUUCAAAUAACGCGAUGUUGCGCAAUUUGUGUAGUUCCAGGUUGCAGAUUCUAAAACGGCACCGCAAAAAGUUAUCGCGGUCGCUUACGAGAGGUGUUUCCAACUGCAGGCAUUUGGCUGGGACAAUUUUGGUGUUUGGAUAGGUGGUCGCUUACGGGAGGUGGUUUUGGCGUGUUUUUACUUAUGUUUUUAUACAACUUAUUUCGCAGAUCCCUUUAACUUAGAUCAUAACUUGGGUGCAGGAGUGACAAGAAAGAUGGCCAGCUACAUCAUUAGUACCUUCAUUAGAGGACGUGAACGAUUUGGAUUUCCACGGUACGACAUACCCCCACAACUCUGCCAGCGGUUCUUCUUUGACGUGUACUUCUUAACUGAUGGUUACGAAGCUCCAACAGACCGCAACUGUCGGGUUUGUGGCAAGAUAGGACACAUCGCUAAAGACUGCCCACGUUCCAAAUCUAACCGAAGAGCUGAAGAGAAGAAAGAGGAAGAGGAACGAGAGGUAGCUAAGGAAAAUGGCCAAAUACCCGACAUAAGCAGAAAACCUUUUAACGCCGGCCCUGCUCGUCCAAGAUCUGCAUCGGUCCCCGACAAACAGGAGCAGAAAAGGGGGAAUGAAAUUAGCGCAUCGCUGCCUGUAUCACAACAAAAUAACAUUCCAGCCCGCCAAGAAGUGAGUGGUCAAAGCUCAUCCAGAUCUCAACCCGACACAAACUCUAUUACAGCAGCUCUGACUCAAAACCAUGAGGUAAAACGUAACGAGAACAGUAUAGCGAAUAGCCCUGAUAUGCCUCCAUCGCAUGUCCAAAGCCCACAGACAAGUGUGGUCAACAAGAAUGGAUCAGUAACUGACCUUGAAAGCGACACGAUGGAUGCGAAUAGCACUCACGCACAGGCACCAUCACCAAAGGAUCUAUCUGCUAAUGUAGCAACUGAUAUUAUCCCAGGAAGCGUAAGCCAGGGUCCUCAUGCUACAGGUGCAGGAUCAAAUAACGGGUUGGGUGGAAGAAUGUCACCUCAAGUUAGCGAAUCGCCAUCUGAAAUACCCGACGGACAACCCUUGAUUAUGAACACUCCACCUCCAAACCAGCCAUUUAUGUUCCAUCCCCAGACUGGUCAUAUUGUAGGUUCUCCAAGUCAAUAUGAAAUGUGGCUGAGGCACCAUGAAUUGAUGGCAAUUACUCAGCCUUUCUCGCCUCCUAUCAGACCACUUGUCCCUUACCCGCUGACACCCGAGGCACAGACACAAGGGCAACACUGGAAUAUUGUAUCUGAAAACGUACCCAUGCAACACCUUGGGUCACCGAUUCGUGGACAACAACAUCGUGCUGUGCCUAAUGAGCAUCUUGUAUCUCAUAGCCCGCCAAAUAUUUCUAGAAACGUGAUGUGGCCCGCAGGAAUACACAGCCCACCUCAUGCGGCCAGGGGGCACCAGUAUCAGGAACAACAGCUUCCGUUUCCUCGUGUACGCGCCCCUGGUCUGCCAAUACCAGUGACAGGAUCGCCGCCGCAUCCUCGACUUUCUUACGCCAGUCCGCCUGGUGUACCAGUGUCUCCCCAACAGAUUGGCCAACAUUUUCAAAUGACUAACUCGCCUGGCAUGUCCCCCCCUGUCUAUGGAUCACCGCCCCAGCACGCGCUGCAACACUCUGUACCUCGUCAGGAGCGUCUUUCACAUCCCCCCAUGGGAACCCACAUGGUCAGUUCGCCGUAUUGGCCAUUCUGGUUUUUUACUUCUAAGUGAUUGUUGUUCUUUUUGUGUGCCAGUAGAUCAAUCGUACGGUAAAGAGGAUAGGGAUUUCAUAAACAAAUAAGUUAUUUUCUCUUGCGCAAUCUUGUAGGCCACGAUUUAGACAGGUACGCGACAAACUAAAGAGAAAACUCGUGGGCUAGAUCUUGGUUUUCGAAUGGUAUCUGGGCUUUUUGGCAAAACAUAGACUGGGUGGCAUGCUUUCCAUUCAGUUUGUCUCAUGAAGAUCUUUUCUUUUUUUCACAACUUUAUUACACUAGGUUCUUGGUCUUAUAGGAUUUUAUUAACCAGGGUGAAGACAAAACGUCCUUUGGCGAAACAUAAUUACUUAGUUUCGUUUUGUUCAAAGCUUUUGCUCUAACUUAUUAUUAAGAACUGUGCGGCUAACAUGGCGUGCUGGGUGUUUAGACAGGGGAGCAGUUUAUGGACUUCAUGAGGAAGGUUGAAGACGAAUCGAAGAAACAAGAAAGCGCUCUGGCGACGAAAGUUUCUUCAAAUGAGGUUGAGGUAUGUAUUUGUGACCUUAUUUUAGUAAUCAAGUUAAUCAGCGAGAAAAUGCUAUUGUCAUCUGGUCAGACUAUUGUGAUAAAGCUCUUAAGUUCUGCAUGAAAACUUCCCCUUCUUUUCCUAACACUAUCAAAUCGUGAAUGUCUGUUUUGAAGUAGCACUUUAUUAUCCAGAAGACGUGAGCAGUAAUCAAAUUUUGAAAGGGCGUUUUAUGGAUUUGCCUGGUCAGUAUAUUUCAAACACGUCAUUUCCAUGCUUUUUUAACCCAUUCUUUUCUGAUACUCCCCAAACGUUCGCUAAUAUUCAGUGUGUGAAAUACUGAAAAUAAAUUGCACCUUGCAAGAAAGGUGAUAAACAAUUUCCAUUCAAGUGUUACCACCAUAGACUUCAAGAGACUCAAGAGGCAAAACUUUGCGCGAUUUUUUUGUGAGUGAAAGUUUUGAAAGUUUACAUUCAUUGCAUCCAGCGAAGUGGUGCCUAUUUCAGUCGGUGUCGAUUGUAGCAAACUGUCUAUGGACAAUUAUCAACGCCUCUGUUUUUGAGAGGUUCUCUGUGGUCACUAUAGUCUUUUAUAUUUCUGAUUCCUUGCCUUUUAUAUUUGUCAGCAUAAAGAGCUCAAAACUGUCGCUCCAAAGGACCUCAAAAUAGCUGAAACUCCAGAGGAACACAAAUUGUUAUCUAAGCUCAACCAAGUUAAAAGCCUUUGGGAAGAGGGUUUCUCGCUUGCACCAGAAAGAACCUGUCCCAAUCCAGAGCCCACGGUUAAUGGCCACUUAAAGGAACAAAGUGACGUGGGUAGUUCUACUGGUGAAAUACAAUUACCAGCGAAAAGGGAGGCCUGGGGGCCUGUUCCUGACACGCACGAGGGAAGUGAUGAAAUCAAGUUAGUUGACGCGGAUCAGAAAGAGAAAGAAACAGUAGCAUCAGAUGGGAAAAUGCAAGCAACUUCAUCUCCAAGUGACGAACCUUCUGAAGAAACCAACGUAAAGCACCAAACGACUGGAACAACACCUGAAGAAUUGCCAACGCGUAAGCCAAAUAGGCGCGGAGGUCGUGGAAGAAAACCCAAAGGUUCUAGGUACAUUGAGAGGGACACAAAUGCUGUACAGAAGCUGGAGGAGAAAUUUCUGGAAGAUGAGCAAAUUGCAACAAAAGGUAACAGACAAAGUGGCCAUGAUGAACAAAAAUAUGACGACGUUGCAGUGGGAACGUCACCACAAAAGGCAAGAAGUGGAGUGAAAAAUAAAGAACAGAAAAUUGUUGAGGGGAGUAGCGAGUCAGGGACGCAGCAUAAAAAGAAAUCCCCCAGUAGUGCUAAGGAUAGGGAUAAGGGGCAACCGGAGAUAACCCACCAGGAAGCUCGAACAGCAGAACGACAUAACGCCCCCAGAAAUUCUACUGAAGGUUUAAAAGGGGCAGUGCCAAAAAAGAAGAAUGCAAGUAGUCCAAAGGAUGAGCAGAAAAAAGGACAGCAGAAGAGCCGGAAAGGUAAGCGGACGAGGGAUUCCGGUAAUCCACAUGAUAGUGCUGGCGAGGAGGUUGAAGAUGGAGCUUUUAAACGAAAGAGUGCUCAAUCAAGUGAAAGAAAUGGGGUUAAAAAAGGAUCAGGUGGAAGCUCACAAGAUGCACGAAGAGCGGAUUUCGGAGAUUCCACUGGAAAUCCCAGUAAGGGAAUUACAGAUGCAACUUCCUGUCAAAAGGAUUCUCUAACAAGUACAAAGGGUGGGGGCAAAGUAGGAUCAGAGGUGAACGCACAAGCUGUACAAUCGGCAGAUUCCCGUAAUCCUCAUGGACAUUCUAUCAAGAAUGGAGGAGAUGGCGCUUCUAACCGAAAGGGUCCUCCAACAAGUACAAAGAAUGGGGGCAAAAAAGAACCAGAAGGGAGCUCUCAAGGUGCACGAUCCGAGGAUUCCAGUGAUUCCCUCGGAGGUCCUCACAAACUAAAAGGAGGUAAAGGCGGAUCUCCUAAACAAAAAGGACCCCCAACGAGUACAAAGAAUGGGGACAAAAAAGGAUUGGAGAGGAGCUCACAAGAUUCACGGAAGGCAGAUUCCGCUGAUUCCCCCGGAAGUCCUGUCAAGGGGGAUACAGGUGGAUCUGCCAAGCAAAAGGAUUCUUCAACAAGUAAAAACGAUAGAGAGAACAAAGGAUCAGAGAGAGGCUCGGAAAGUGUACGAACCGCCAAUUCCGGGGACUCCUCUGGAAGUUUAAGCAAGGGAGCUAAAGGUGAAUCUCCUGACCAGAAAAGGUCUCCAUCAAACACAAACGACAGGCAGAAAAAAGGACCAGAACCUGCAGAAACUUUUGGUAAUUCUUCAAGAGAUUCUAGCAAAGGUGGUAGAGGGGGAGCUUCAAACAGGCGACGGAGAAGACAACACUCCCGUGCCAAUAGUGAAGGAAAGGGUGGCGAAAAAAGGGACCCGAGGAGCCGAAGCAAUAGUGAACCGGACAGACAUCCUUUUAAAAAUUCUUGAACUCUUCAACGAUGGACAGGGCGCUCACCUGUGAAGAGUACUUGAUACUUCACAAAUGCAAAUCGUGGUUUAACUAGACCAACUAUGGAUCCUUUUUCAGGAUGCAAAGAAAGUAAUGCUGCUGUAGUGUAGUUAAUAUACUUCUCUAACUUGUAUGUUUUGUUGGUCAUCUGAUGAUAUUCCAGAGAACAUUUUCGUUCAACUUUUCUGAUUUAUGAAACGACAAAGGGCGAAUUCCCUCGAGACCUACGUUGAGAAACAAACCAUACAACUUAAAGAGGUCAAUUUAUCCAGAGCACCAGACAUAAGCAACUUCCAUUAAAAUCCUGACGUAAAGUAAUUAAAAAACAAGUGGUGCCUAGCAAUGGAAAACAGUAACAGAGAAGUUGAAAUUGUCACACCAUAGGCUUUUGUCCACUGACACAAACAUUCGACCUACGUUUCACGUGCACUGGACGGGUUAAUGUUCAAUAGACUUUACCUGCCCCGUUCCACAGGACAUAUUCAGGGCAAAAUGAAUUGACCAAAAACAUUUGUCCCCAAAAAGAUAAAACUGCUUCAUGUGACAAACGAACAGCUGUAUGGUUCUUAACUCAUUGCGUCGUGUCUGUAGCACCCAGUUCUCGGUUGUUAGAUACCUAAAACAUUCUUUCAAAUGUGCGGUGAAAUAUGGAUUGUGUCAACCGAUAUCCAAGCAACAAGAAGUGAUAUAUACGAGAAGGAGUGUUUCAUCUGAUAUCCCAACACCGAAAGAGUGUUAUAUCAAACACGGGAGGGAAUGUUUCUUAUCAAAUCCAAACAUUGAAAGAGUGAUACAUAAACACGAGAAAGCGUGUUUCUUAUGAUAUUCAAACACCGAGAAAGUGAUAUAUCACACAUCAGAAUGAGUGUUUUAUCUGAUUUUCAAACACAGAAAGAGUGAGAUAUCAAACGUGAGAAGGAGUUUUUCUUAUCAUAUCAAAACACUGAAAGAGUGUUAUAUCACACACGAGAAAAAGUGUUUGUUAUGAUCUUCAAACACCGAGAAAGUGAUAUAUCACACAUCAGAAUGAGUGUUUUAUCUGAUUUUCCAACACUAAAAAGUGCUAAGUCAAAUACGAUUUAAAUCAUUUUUUUCCAAUUGUCGCGUGAUUCUUUUGUGAUCAAAUUCACCUAAACAUCUGCUUGCAGUACACCCGUACUCACAAUAUUCUGGGACAUACCUAAUGUUUUACCGCAGAUUAUUUCAUACUAUGUACUAGGACGUCAUAACUUUAGAAUCAAACAUACAAUCGAUCGGACCAGAAAUCGAAAGUCAGUACGUAAUUCGUAGUUCUUAAGGGUAACUAAGACUCUUUUUAGGUUGCUUCAUUCUAUUUCAGCUACCAGAAUCCCUUAGCUCCGCGGUUUUGCUUCAAAUUGGAGCUGCUGUCAGCCCAGUUUCUUGAUGUUAUCGGUUUACGUAAGCCUGGACACUAUGUCCUGGUGGCGUCUGAUCACCGACCAACACCCACUCUUUUUCACGAGGACGUGGCUUUGGUUUGAGAUGGACAGAGAAACUACACUUGUUAAACCCCGCUAAAAUCACAAAUAUCAAUUUUACUUUUUACUCAGUGUCUUAAGCCCGUCCGUAAACAAGUAAUAAUUAUUUUUCUUCGUUUUGACGAGAUUGUUUUAAAAGUUUGGUAGCUCUCAUAUGUAACAGUGUCGUUGGGUAAAACUAGACUUAAUAUUUGGAAACUCCAUACUUCUCUGUAGUACAUAAUAGACUGGUGUAUUAAACCCUGUUACAGUAAUUUAUAAUUCUUGAAUAAACACUCAACUGUUUCGUUCUGUUU